Messenger RNA from Lampris incognitus (smalleye Pacific opah), 1020 nucleotides. RefSeq names its product G-protein coupled receptor 26-like. Gene Ontology annotation, biological process: adenylate cyclase-activating G protein-coupled receptor signaling pathway. The record is from RefSeq and is a predicted model, not a curated record. The transcript has 3 exons. The coding region runs from base 1 to 1020 and encodes 339 amino acids. Lineage: Eukaryota; Metazoa; Chordata; Actinopteri; Lampriformes; Lampridae. Gene Ontology annotation, cellular component: membrane. Gene Ontology annotation, molecular function: G protein-coupled receptor activity.
AUGGACUUCGCUGAGAUCCUCUUCGCGUCGUUCAUCGUCGCGGUCGCGGUCGUGUCGCUGUCGUCCAACUUGCUGGUGCUGUUAUGUUUCGUGCACAGCACCGAGAUCCGCAGGCAGGUGCCCGGCAUAUUCACCAUGAACUUGUCCUUCUGCAACAUCCUCAUCACCAUCCUGAACAUGCCCACGACCUUGGCGGGCAUCGUCAGAAACCAGCAGCCGUACGGGGAUUGCCUGUGCCACACGGUGAGCGUCCUGGAGACCUUUCUGACCGCCAACACCAUGCUUAGCAUGGCGGCGCUGAGCAUAGACCGGUGGAUCGCGGUCGUCUUCCCGCUGAGUUACUCCACCAAGAUGCGCUACAAGGACGCGGUGAUCAUGGUGUGCUACUCCUGGCUGCACUCGCUCACUUUCUCCCUGACGGCGCUCCUCUUCUCCUGGGUCGACUACAGCCACGUCUACGCCUCCUGCACCUUGCACCUGAGCGAGGAGGGCGACCGGAUAAAGUUCACGGUCUUCACCGUCGUCUUCCACGCCACCAGUUUCGCGCUGUCGCUGCUGAUCCUGUGCUUCACCUACCUGAAGGUGCUGAGGGUCGCAAGGUUUCACUGCAAGAGGAUCGACAUUAUAACCAUGCAGACUCUUUUCCUGCUGGUCGACAUUCACCCGAGUGUGAAACAGAGAUGCUUGGCGGAGCAAAAGAGAAGGAAACAGAGAGCCACCAAAAAGAUCAGCAUCUUCAUCGGCUCCUUCAUCAUCUGCUUUGCUCCUUAUGUUAUUACGAGGCUGGCUGAGCUGCUUCCUUAUGUGGGCAUCAACCGUCACUGGGGAAUCAUCAGUAAGUGCCUGACAUACAGCAAGGCCGCGUCUGACCCCUUUGCCUACUCCCUACUGCGUCAGCAGUACAAGAAAGUACUGGUUACUGUGGUCAACAGGCUGCUACGCCGUGAGCUGUACCCCUCAUCUGGCCACAACAGCUCCUUAGACACGGAGAACGACUACUGUCUCCAGAGGAUCACUUAA